This is a messenger RNA of Frieseomelitta varia, 645 nucleotides long. RefSeq lists its product as uncharacterized. The transcript has 3 exons. The record is from RefSeq and is a predicted model, not a curated record. Lineage: Eukaryota; Metazoa; Arthropoda; Insecta; Hymenoptera; Apidae. The coding region runs from base 146 to 526 and encodes 126 amino acids.
GUAGUUCCGCCAUUUUGUAUUUAACAAGUUGGUAAGAACACAUGUACAUACAAUAUCUUAUAUUAAGAAAUGUCAGAACAUUUGAAAGGUUAAUAAUUUGUGCUUAAUGUAAUAGGAAAGGAUAAUAGACAUAUUUUCAGUCAGAAUGACGCAAGAUCAAACGAUUAUGACGAAGAUACAGAAGGUCGAAGAUACGUUAAAUGAAUCUAUGUAUAAACUAGAUGUGUUGAAAAAAAGACUCAAAACAAAAUUACUCACAAUGGAAACUCGUGAAGAAUUGGAAUCAAAACUGGAGGAAAUUCAGGAGGUAACCAGCAGAUCCGGCAUAAUCAUCGUUACACAGAUAAAUAAUCUCAGAAGUCAUCCCAGGAUCAAGAGAAACACAUUUCUACACUUAGUACUUCCGGGUGAACUGAAAAUAAGGUUUCACGGUUGCAUAGUUGAAUUCAUGAUCCACGUAGAAAUUUCGUUGGUCGCUCACGGUUUUCUUUUCGCGGCACUGAAACAUUUCGUCAUGAAAUCAUAAUCGCGCGAAGAAAAGUAAACUGCGUAUAAGAGAAUUUCAUUUAUCUGGAUUUGGAAACAGUUAGUUAAGUUUAUUCGUUAGCGUAUGACUCGUCCAUGAUCGAAGGAAUGUUUAAAAAA